Molecule: messenger RNA, 884 nt
Organism: Phanerochaete carnosa HHB-10118-sp
Lineage: Eukaryota; Fungi; Basidiomycota; Agaricomycetes; Polyporales; Phanerochaetaceae
Exons: 2
Coding region: 68-826 (252 amino acids)
Source: RefSeq, a predicted model, not a curated record
CUGCCGGCCGGGAGAUCUCAUGCAUCGACCGAGUAUCGCGAUGCUUGAUCAUCCCGACUUACCCGGGAUGUUUGCCGCCGGUGUGUACGACUAUAACGAGGCUCUUGGCGUCACGGUAUUCGGCAACGCAUGUGGUGAGCUUGCAGUGUUCAACUUGAGCGCCUUGCGUAUUGCUCCGCUCGAGGAGUGUUUCGAGGCCCUUCCCAUACCUGACGGCGAUGGAAGGCACGGAUUCGAGGUCAUGUCUGAAACGACGAUUCCUGCCACAUUUGGGCUUCCAUUCCCAUACCUGGGACCCUUGGUUCCACCUCGGGAGUACGCUGAGCUCCUCUUUGCGCAAUGGAGGGCAAGACAUCCCGAUUCAAUACCACGAGGAUGGGAAAGAGACGCAGAUGACGGCACUUCGCGAGCCUUCCCGCUCGACUGGACGAACCUGACCCCUAGGAUCCCUCGCGAUAUCCAUGAUAUCGGUUGGUCUAUCGCACACGCUCACCACUGCAUAGGGCCACUUGUGCCGCUGAUGAAGAUUUAUCGAUAUUCUCUGUACACCGCGGGCGAUCUUCUGCUGCUGUAUGACUUUGAGAUGCAACAGUUGUGGAUAGUCCCACCAGACUUGACGCUCGAGCAGUUUUUGGCGACGUGUCGAGCGAAGGGUAUCUCUCGCGUGCCGAUGAUUCUUCGCAACUGCGACUACGCUGUGGUCGCCUGGGGCAAAGACUCACGCCGAAUGUGGGCAUGGGAGGGUAAGAGACUCGGCCGGAAUCGGUGGCAGGAGCUGCAGGAUCGGGGUGGAGACGUGCACCGCGACUGGCUCGUUCCCUCCUAACUCCACUUAGGCCCUCAGUGGGGACGAUGUGAAGGACUUCGAUCUGCCAGACUUAGAU